Stylophora pistillata is the source of this 1324-nucleotide messenger RNA. RefSeq names its product transcription factor AP-4. The record is from RefSeq and is a predicted model, not a curated record. Gene Ontology annotation, cellular component: nucleus. Gene Ontology annotation, molecular function: protein dimerization activity; DNA-binding transcription factor activity, RNA polymerase II-specific; RNA polymerase II cis-regulatory region sequence-specific DNA binding. Gene Ontology annotation, biological process: regulation of transcription by RNA polymerase II. Lineage: Eukaryota; Metazoa; Cnidaria; Anthozoa; Scleractinia; Pocilloporidae.
UUUAGUGGUCUUUCGGAACUGGUAGUCGUUCGCUUGUUUGGCUUGAAUUGCAGCAAAGCUUUCCGCUUUCCGCAAUCCUCGGCUACAGCAAAAGAGAUAAGGAUAUCAUCUAAAUUGUUUGCUUUUUGGAGGUCAAUGCGAUGUCAUUUUAUGAGCGAACGGCAGAGAAACGUAAAUCUUACGAGGCGGACGAGCUGUGUGAAGAUGACGAUGGCAGAUUUAAAGUUGAAGUGGUGGAUAAUCGAGAACGGGAGCGAAAAUUGCGGCGGGAAAUUGCCAACUCGAACGAACGACGACGUAUGCAAAGUAUUAACUCUGGUUUCCAAGCACUGAGAUUGCUGAUUCCACACAGCGAAGGCGAAAAACUAAGCAAGGCCGCGAUACUUCAGCAAACAGCUGAGCAUAUUUUUGCUUUGGAACAAGACAAGACUCGUCUUUUGCAACAGAACACGACUCUCAAGCGAAUAUUGAGCCAGUACGAUCGAGAGGGAAUGAACAACUCGGAUCUAAAGCGAUCUCCGCCGAAAAAGUCGAAAAUUGAUAAAGAAGCACGUGCACAGGAACUUGACAAGGACGAUGAAAACAACAACGUUUUACCAAGUGAUGACUACAUCGAGGAAAUACAAAAGGAGCUCAUUGAACUAAGGUGCCAACUAGAACGUGAAAGGAGACUAAGAAUCAGCGUGGAGGAGAAGAAGAGACAGCUCGAAUUAGAUCUAGUGGAUGUCAGGUUGAAAUCAAACGACAAAUCGCCGAAAUCAGUGACGACUUCUCAUCAAAAUUUGGAUACGAUCGUGCAGGCAAUCAAACAUUUAGAAGGGGAUAAACCCGAACUGCUCGAAACCCCUACAAAAUGCAAAACUGAAGCUGUCACGAACGGCCCAUCCAGUACGGAAAACGCUUCGAGAAGGCUCAUAGUUUGAAAUGUUGUUUGAAAGUUUACUCGGAUGUUGAACUGCCCUGGAACAGCUGAUUGGCGUGGCUGUGGUUGAUGUAUGCAAAUUUCUCAUGUUUGCGAAAUCCAUGGAAUUCAUGCAUGGUAUUUGUGUAUGUAGAGAUUUGUAGAAUCAUGCAUAAAUUAAGUUUCUUAUCUUUGCCCGUUUUCAUCCACUUUGUAAGUGGUCUUGUAAAGUUUUUCUUGAGAUUCGGUCGGGAGCUCAAAGCGUGCUGGAUUCACGAGUUCUCCGGAACGGCAGAAUUGUACAGCAUGCAGAGUUUAAUGCGAUGCUGAUCAUAUUUUGCAAGUUUGGUAGGUGACGUCUACGUGUGAAUAUGUACAUAUUUCCUGUAGGUCUCCCGUGGGCUACCUUUAUUUUGGUGAGGG